Messenger RNA from Helianthus annuus (common sunflower), 690 nucleotides. RefSeq lists its product as uncharacterized. Lineage: Eukaryota; Viridiplantae; Streptophyta; Magnoliopsida; Asterales; Asteraceae. The transcript has a single exon. The coding region runs from base 1 to 690 and encodes 229 amino acids. The record is from RefSeq and is a predicted model, not a curated record.
AUGGGGGAAGGCGCGGCCCGUGAUCUCGAUUCCGUAUCGGGGAAGUGGCGGAAAAUGAACAAGUGCGUGAAUGAUUUUAUCGGGGUUUAUAACCCACUUUACAUCAACCGUCCUAGUGGGAGUAGCGACAAGGACGUUCUUAACCUUGCGAUGGCUAAAUGGGAAACAAAAAAUCCGCCUUUCCCGCACCUCCGAGCGUGGAACGUUUUAAAGAAAGAACCUAAAUGGGCGCCGAUUCCAAAUGAGGUCGCAACCGCCAAAUGGACAAAAACUUCCGAGUCCGGAAGUUAUAGUACGGGAGGCUCCACCGCUCGUUGUCAAAUCGACAUAAACGACGAACCGGAAUAUAAGGAGGAGCCCGUUCACGAGAUCGAACGUCCCGGAGGAAGGGACAAAGCAAAAAAAGAGGCGGCCGAAAAGCGCAAAGGGGCCGGCUCGAGUGGAGGGGGCGGCUCGGGUGGAGGUGGCGGAUCGAAGGCGUCUUCGAAAAUGGACAAGUUAAUUUCCGAAUUCCGUUCGUUUAAAGACUUUGCGGCCGAAAAAUAUAGUUACAAGAAAAACGUGUCGGCCGACUAUGCUCGAGCGGAGGUUUUUAGGAUAAUGAGGUUGGAUCUCGACUCGGUUCCGGAGGAUGAACGAGAGGUGUAUCGGAGGAUGAAGGAAGAGGUGAAGAAAAAAUGGACGUCGUAG